Messenger RNA from Prorocentrum cordatum, 233 nucleotides. The record is from the annotation of a GenBank genome assembly. Lineage: Eukaryota; Dinophyceae; Prorocentrales; Prorocentraceae.
GACGUCAUCUUCUCCAUCCUCGAUGACCUCUACCCUGAGAUGCCCGCGUCGGACCGGCUCGGCGAGGUCAUGAGAGCCUGUCUUCGCCGGAGCACGGACAAGAACGAGGAGGCGAACGCCUACACUGCUCGGGCAGUGGCCGUCUUCUCCGACGCGGAGCGCGAGGGUAUCAUCUUGACAGACAUCGCGGCAGGCAUCAUAAUGUUAGAAGGAUGCCAGUUAGAGCUGGAGAA